CCCACAACUCCACCAAUCAGACGCUUCCGCUCCCGCACCCUUCCGGGGAUCACCGGCUCCUGUGCGUGCCAGUCUCCGCGGAGGAGGGCAGCGAUGCGGCUCGGAGAGUCCGAAGAGGUCGGCGAGCGUGGAAGCCAGCAGGAGCGCAUGAGAUGCCCGGGAAUAUGAGCAAAGAGGACGGGCCGAGUCGGAGCUCCUGUUUCACGUUCACUAUCGACAGCAUCCUGAACCUGAAGCAGCGACAAGACUGUGCGCGUUUGGACGCCUUAAAGGAGCAGAGGGACUUUGUUUGUAGGAGUGAUUUUCAGAAGAGAUGCGAGGAGGCGUGGGACGUCCCGAGGAAGCGCGACUGCGAGUCAGAUGAGACAGUGAAGCCCACGGUCCACCCAGCGGAACGCGCGGAGAGCACCGCGCCGCUCACCGCUGCCUCCUCUCCCGGGGCGCAGAGCGCGCACGACCCCGAUCCGCAGCAGCAGCGGUCCGCCGCCGACGCCAAAGCCGCGAUCAAGAAGAAGACCCGCACCAUCUUCUCCAAGAGGCAGAUCUUCCAGCUGGAGGCCACCUUCGACAUGAAGCGCUACCUGAGCAGCUCGGAGAGGGCGUGCCUCGCCAGCUCGCUGCAGCUCACCGAGACCCAAGUGAAGAUCUGGUUCCAGAACCGGCGCAACAAGCUCAAGAGACAGCUGUCCACGGACAUGGAGGGCCCACUGGCCGCGGAGCACUUCUCUGAGGCGGGGAAAAACACGCAGUUGCCGAGUUUGUACAAAGACAGCAGCCUGCUGGGCGGAUGCGUGCUGCCGAUGUCUUUCCCCGUCCUGUAUCCCACCGCGAACGCUGCGCCUUACAUCUACUUCUCCAACUCCGGCAAAUAUUUUGGCCUGUUUGAUGCGGAUCGAUGAAGUUUGUUCUUGGACACUACAGGCGACAAUCAUCUGCGAUCAGUCUUUUAUAUUAUUGUUUUUUUAUUAUUAUUAUUAAAUUUCCGGACUGGUUUAAAGAAUUUCUUAACAUAUCAACAAGUCCCACACAUGCAUGUGCCACUUUUUGUCCUUUUUAUAUUAUUAUUAUUAUUAUUAUUAUUAUUAUUAUUAUUAUUAUUAUUAUUAUUAUUAUUAUUAUUAUUAUUAUUAAAUGAAGUUUAUCAUCUUCACAGAAAAGAGCAUGUAUCUAAUCUCAUCUGAUCGAAUGUAACCAAGCGACGCAUCAGUGUUAUUACUCCAAUCUUUAUUAAUACUCUAGUCUGCGCGCGCGUGUGCGUGUGUGUGCGCGCGCUUCUGAAUUUUAUAAGGCCUUAUUUUUGUUUGUGUUACGGUUUCUGUUGACUUGACCUUCGCUAAGACUGUUAAGCUGUGAAUGCUGUUCUAAUCAUGACCGCAGCACAUUUAGCAAUAAACAAUGGACCAUAUGCAAUUCC
Fundulus heteroclitus (mummichog) is the source of this 1414-nucleotide messenger RNA. Its product is annotated as homeobox protein HMX2. Gene Ontology annotation, cellular component: nucleus. Gene Ontology annotation, biological process: regulation of transcription by RNA polymerase II. The record is from RefSeq and is a predicted model, not a curated record. The transcript is spliced from 2 exons. Gene Ontology annotation, molecular function: DNA-binding transcription factor activity, RNA polymerase II-specific; RNA polymerase II transcription regulatory region sequence-specific DNA binding. NCBI's taxonomy places the organism in Eukaryota, Metazoa, Chordata, Actinopteri, Cyprinodontiformes, Fundulidae. The coding region runs from base 153 to 899 and encodes 248 amino acids.